This is a messenger RNA of Octopus bimaculoides (California two-spot octopus), 420 nucleotides long. Its product is annotated as histone-lysine N-methyltransferase SETMAR-like. Lineage: Eukaryota; Metazoa; Mollusca; Cephalopoda; Octopoda; Octopodidae. The record is from RefSeq and is a predicted model, not a curated record.
AUGGGUCUCGAAGUUGAUGAUGGGGACAUUAAUAAUCUCAUCGAGGAACACUCAGAAAAGCUGAUGACAGAUGAACACCUGCAGCUUCAAGAGCAGCAGCAUUUGGAUGCAGUGGAAGAGAUUGGUUGCCUGGAGGAGGACAGUGUAGCAGAGAAUGCUAUCUUUAUGAUUCUGAGCCAAAACCGAGCAUCCUUGGUUAAUAGAAAGUAUGUCAUCUUCCAUCAUGAUAAUGCUCGUCCUCACACAGCUCGACUGACCAAAACUCUCUUGGAAGAACUUGGUUGGGAAAUACUGCCUCAUCCUCCAUAUUCUCCUGACCUUGCUCCUUCUGAUUACCAUUUGUUCCGAGGACUACAGAACCAUCUUGAUGGACUUAGGUUAGCAACAAGAGAAGAGACUGAAAACGUGUUGCAUUCAUAG